This is a messenger RNA of Mytilus trossulus (common blue mussel), 651 nucleotides long. RefSeq names its product MIF-like protein mif-2. The record is from RefSeq and is a predicted model, not a curated record. The transcript is spliced from 4 exons. NCBI's taxonomy places the organism in Eukaryota, Metazoa, Mollusca, Bivalvia, Mytilida, Mytilidae. Gene Ontology annotation, molecular function: phenylpyruvate tautomerase activity. Bases 136 to 528 code for a protein of 130 amino acids.
UAAUGGUUGCCUGUGUGACCAUAAUAUCUUAAAACUGCAAAGUUAACUUGAACGACGUAUAAUAAUGACCAUGAUGUUAUCUUAUCAAAGUCAUUCGGUCAUCUGUCUUACAUUGUAAAGUGAACAGUUAUCAUCAUGCCAAAAAUAAUCAUACACACAAACUUAAAAGAUGAGGAUAUUCCUGCUGGGUUUGAACAUACUGUGGCAGUAAAGGUAUCCGAGGUUGUGAACUAUUCAACAGAGUGCAUAUACGUUAGUAUCACCAGAGGAGAUAGAAUGAGCCACAACGGUAGUAGUGAUCCCAUGGCAUUUAUAGAUAUGAUGACUUGUGCCAGGUUCAAUGAGAAAAACAAUCCAGGAUAUUCUCGUCAGUUCCUGAAGUUUUUCUGCAAAGAACUAAAACUGCCUGUGUCUAGAGUGUUGAUACAAUAUCAUGAUGCUCAAAUACAUGAUUUUGGAUGUAUACGACAACCACCAGAGUAUAAAGUUCCAGAAGCUUUCCAUGAUAGUACAACCUACAAACCAUAAGUCAGUAUAUCCACAUAAGAACUAUAACGAUUCUAGACGGUAGUGAUCUACAAAGCAUUAGCAAUAAAAUAACAUUUCACAUACACUAUCGAUUUUAAAAAGUAAAAUAACAUAACUUACUAA